AGGAAUACGCUCGGACCUUCACCGCCGCCGUCAGCAACUCCAGUUGGGUACGCUGAGGUGCUUGCGCAAAGAGGUAAGAGAGAAUAUCAGAGCAGAUUGACAACACACAAACGAAGCUUAACUGACGGGAUGGACUUCUUACCGCGCAGCAAAGAUGAGCCAAGUGUUCUUCGACGGCAGCUAUUGAUUGAGCUGUCUGUGCUGCGACGUCGCUACGCACAGCUGUCCGACGAGGUGAAGGACAACCAAAUCAACGAGGCCGACUCCUCCAACCCGCGUCUUCACCGCGGCCCCGCUGCGUUGUUGUCUGGCAGCGUGACAUCAGCCGAGGUCGAGGAGGAUUCCGGGGCACUCGGCCAGAGCGAUCGGGACGCCAUUGAGGCGCUAUUCCACUCGAUGGACGACUUCACGCGGGAAUUUAACGAAGGCAAAGGCGGUCUGGAGCGCGACGACAUAGUAUCGAAGAUCAUGCGCAGCAACACGCCAAACCCGUAA
Leptomonas pyrrhocoris is the source of this 495-nucleotide messenger RNA. RefSeq lists its product as hypothetical. The record is from RefSeq and is a predicted model, not a curated record. The transcript has a single exon. Lineage: Eukaryota; Euglenozoa; Kinetoplastea; Trypanosomatida; Trypanosomatidae. Bases 130 to 495 code for a protein of 121 amino acids.